This is a messenger RNA of Tricharina praecox, 799 nucleotides long. RefSeq lists its product as uncharacterized. The transcript has 3 exons. NCBI's taxonomy places the organism in Eukaryota, Fungi, Ascomycota, Pezizomycetes, Pezizales, Pyronemataceae. The coding region runs from base 1 to 408 and encodes 135 amino acids. The record is from RefSeq and is a predicted model, not a curated record.
AUGUCACUAUUACUCCUUUUGCUGUUCGGUAUCUUGACGGUGGCGACGGCGGAGACCCACUCCCGCUCCUCCUCCUCCUCCUCCUCCCCGCCUCCCUCGGCCGCCCUCGAGCCCAGAACCAUCGCCGGUAUCGCAGUCAGCAUAGUCGGGGUCAUCAUUCUCCUAGCCAUCUUACUCUUCUGGAUCGUCCGCCGCCGGCGUUGUCGAAUCCGCGUCGGCGAUCCCGAGACACCGUAUGCGAUCCAAACACCACUCGUGCCCAUCACAUCCGCUACAGCGGUGAGGGACAGGGAGGACGGGACGCACAGCUCAAGGAGUUAUCCCACGCUUGACCCGUAUAAGCAGCCCGAGUAUCUACAGCAACUGGAGAGGGCGGAGGGAGGAGGAAGAGCGGAGAAAUGGCAAUGAUCUAGCGAUGAUCCAGCGAAUAUGGGGCAUGUUUGAGGGAUGGUGGGGCGGGAAGCGGCAGGCUUCGCCCGUCGGGUGUUGUGAUGGUUUUUGUGUGUCUCAGCUGGCGAUCAUCGGGGCGAUCAAUGAACUGAGUGCACACCCUCCAACAGUAACCUGGCAUAUCUGCGUGGAUCUACGAAGUGGUCUCCCGGGGUGGACAGAUGGUGGGUAGGAACAUAGGACGUGGGCGUAGCGACGGAGGAGACUACCUUCAUGCAACCUUGAUCUCCUGUUCAUUUGAGCUUCUCUGUCUUUGCGUCUUACUCGGCCGAUUAUCUUUCUCUAUUUUCGCCCACCUUUGUUGCGCGAUUGGAACAAUUAUUUCGACGGUGAAGGGAAGUACACAGGC